AUCUCUCCGUCUCACUCCAGCAUCUUCCUUGUUCAGAUCUGGGAAUUGUUCAGAUUCUGAUAUCAACUGGAGGAUGUCGAAACCCUGGGGAGGAAUCGGAAUUGGGGCGUGGGCGGACGAAGCCGAGCGUGCCGAUGAAGAGCAAGCGGCGGAAGCUACGGCGGCUGCGGCGGAUGUGCAGAGUUUUCCUAGCCUGAAGGAGGCUGCGAGUGCGAACAAUGCCAAGUCUAAGAAGAAGAAGAAGAUGACUCUGUCGGAGUUUGCUUCGGGGGCUUACACAGCACCUGCAGGUAGAAAUUCCGUUGGAUUGACGCAGCAAGAGAUUCUUCAGCUACCGACUGGUCCCAGGCAACGCUCGGAGGACGAAAUGCAACCUGGACGCUUAGGCGGUGGAUUCUCUUCUUACGGAGGUCGUUCUGGUGGACCUCCUGGCCGAAUGGGGCGAGAUCGAGAUGAUUCCGAUGGCUCUUGGGGUGGUGGAGGUGGUGGCCGGAGACCCUACGGCGGCGGAUUUGAUGACGACAGGAGAGGACCUCCGUCUAGGAUGGAUUUUGCGCAGCCUUCGAGAGCUGACGAGGUUGAUGAUUGGGGAAAAGCUAAAAAACCGCUUCCUUCUUUCGAUCAAGGACGACAGGGUGGUCGUUAUGGUGGCCUCGGAGGCGGUGGCGGAGGUAGUUAUGGAGGUGGUGGCGGUGGCGGUGGCAGUUUUGGCGGUAGCGGUGGUGCUGGUGGUUUCUCCAAAGCUGACGAAACCGAUAAUUGGGCUGCAGGUAAAAAGCAAGCUCCGGUUAGAUCAUCUACAUUUGGGUCCAGUUUCGGUGACUCAGACCGCGAAUCAGACCGUUGGUCUAGAGGAGUAGCCGGAGGUGGUGUUCAGGAGGAACGUCGUCGACUUGUUUUGGAACCACGAAAGGUUGACUCAGGAGGAGCAAGCGAAACUCCCCCAGCUGCUGCUGCGAAGACGAGUAAGCCGAGCCCGUUUGGGGCGGCUAGACCAAGGGAGGAUGUUUUGGCGGAGAAAGGUUUAGACUGGAAGAAGCUUGACUCGGAGAUUGAGGCUAAGAAAGGAAAUUCUCAGACGAGCAGGCCAACGAGCGCACAUUCGAGCAGACCUUCCAGUGCUCAAUCAAACAGGUCUGAGAGUUCGGGACUGAAUAAUGCGGUGAAACCGAGACCAAAGGUGAAUCCUUUCGGCGACGCGAAGCCUCGAGAAGUGUUGCUGGAGGAACAAGGGAAGGAUUGGCGCAAGAUGGAUAUGGAACUCGAGCAUCGCAGGGUUGACAGGCCUGAAACAGAAGAGGAGAAGAUGUUGAAGGAAGAGAUUGAAGAACUAAGGAAAAAGCUCGAGAAGGAAUCCAUUGAUACAGAGGUCAAGGAAUCGGAUCAAGAACCGGGGAGUAACAACAAUCACCAUGAUUUACCGGAAACUAUACGCGGGAAGGAGAAAGAUCUUGAAAUACUAACCCGCGAGUUGGACGACAAAGUCAGGUUCAGACAGAAACCAGUUGAGAGGCCCGGGUCUGGUGCAGGCAGAACAGGUUCAUUUUCAGAAAGGACACAUUCCCGGUCUGGAUCAAUCGAUGAAUCAAGGAGUUUUGAAUCCAUGGAGAGACCAAGAUCACGUGGUGCCGUCGAUGCUUGGGUUAGACCCGUCGAUGAGCAGCGAAGAAACUUCCAAGGAAGCAAAGAGCGCGGAUUCUUCAGCAACAGGUCGUCGUCUAAGCAAGGAUGG
Molecule: messenger RNA, 1732 nt
Organism: Thlaspi arvense
Lineage: Eukaryota; Viridiplantae; Streptophyta; Magnoliopsida; Brassicales; Brassicaceae
Source: the annotation of a GenBank genome assembly